Molecule: messenger RNA, 1135 nt
Organism: Pistacia vera
Lineage: Eukaryota; Viridiplantae; Streptophyta; Magnoliopsida; Sapindales; Anacardiaceae
Product: E3 ubiquitin-protein ligase At3g02290-like
Exons: 5
Coding region: 325-1008 (227 amino acids)
Molecular function (GO): ubiquitin-protein transferase activity
Source: RefSeq, a predicted model, not a curated record
UCUCUGACCCUGUUUUUAUCUCACCACCAAUUACCCAUUUCGUUUAUCUCUCUCUCUAGGUAUUUCUUUGCUCUCUCUCAAUUGGGUGAAUAAAUAUAGCCAGGAAAUCUUUAGCCAGAUAACUAAUCUAAUUCGGCAUCUGUUAGUAAAAGAGGGAGGGUACUGGUUCGCCGAGGCAGUGAGACUUCUGCGAGCUUAGCGUCCUCUCUCGUGGUAUACUUAUUAUUGUAUACUUGUUGAACGUCUGCAUAGUGCGAAUGAGCUCUGGAUGAGGUCGAAUAAUUGCUGUAGUGGGUAGAAAGGAAGAGAUUGAAGUUUACAAUAAUGGGUUCUGUUUGCUGCUGUUUGAGUGUUGAGGAUUUAGAGGAUUAUCUGAAUCCGAACAGUUCUGUGUAUAGGAAUUGCAUGUGUCUCAACUGCUUUGUCCAGAAUUUUGUACAUGUGUAUACCUCAUUAUUCCAACGAGGAGAAGUGCAUUCUGUACCUUCAUCCAUACAGGGGGCAGCAUCAAUGACUUCUGCUGCUUCACUUGACAACUCCCUCUCUGACAUGUAUCGUUCUCCUCCAAGGCCCUUGCCUUAUGAUGCCGAUCCCAGAUAUUUCCGCUUGCAGCAUGAUGGUCUGGUGUCAAGACGUGAGAAGGGUUCAAGUCAAUUCCAUGAGGAGUCAGAACCUUUAAGAAGUGAUAACGAUGCAGAUUCAGAGUCAUUAAGUGUUGGAGACAAGUGGAAUGAUUCCUCUUGUGAAGAUGGAUCAAAAGAAUACCAUUCUAAAUCAUCACUUAAGCUUUCAUCAACAAAAGCGACACCUGGAAUCGGCUACAUUUAUUCUCCGUCAGAAGAGGAGGAUGUCUGUCCAACAUGCCUUGAAGAAUAUACACCAGAGAACCCCAAGAUAGUGACAAAAUGUUCUCACCAUUUCCACCUUGGUUGUAUUUAUGAGUGGAUGGAGAGAAGUGAAAACUGCCCAGUCUGUGGCAAGGUGAUGGCAUUCGAUGAAACGACUUGAUCCUCUCAAGGUUUAUGUCGUGGAUGGAAACAGCAAUGACUGGAGAAAGAAUGAAAACCAAAAGAGAUGUGUAAAGCCCUUUGUGAAUACCCCAAUUAACGUGUUUGUCACCUGCCGUAAAUAUGAA